Molecule: messenger RNA, 2687 nt
Organism: Mizuhopecten yessoensis (Yesso scallop)
Lineage: Eukaryota; Metazoa; Mollusca; Bivalvia; Pectinida; Pectinidae
Product: NFX1-type zinc finger-containing protein 1-like
Exons: 2
Coding region: 195-2687 (830 amino acids)
Biological process (GO): regulatory ncRNA-mediated heterochromatin formation
Cellular component (GO): nuclear RNA-directed RNA polymerase complex
Molecular function (GO): helicase activity
Source: RefSeq, a predicted model, not a curated record
ACUCGUCUAGCCGCCAUGAUCAGAUAGUCGACUCCAUGCUGUCCUGUUGUAGAGAUGUGGGACAAAUCGCGUAAUUUCUGCUAGGGGAUGGACUCGUUUGAACAUGGUGUACAUUCAAGCGCAAAAAAGAAGCUUAACUACAACGACAUGAAACUGUAAGUAGAUAAUAUACCGCAUACCGACAGGAUUUUAAAAUGGCAUGGGGAAAAGCACCACAAAGUUUCACUGGCGAUCAGUUGGCAUCGUUACUCACCGAAUCGGAGACAUGCGCAGAUGUCCUGGCUUUCCUAGUUACCAAAGAGAGACAGCAGACAGAGUUGACCUUGAGUCGGUCCGGUCUAGCAGCUGAUUACGUAAUACAAAUGGUGUUAGUCCUGCUGAAGGCCUCACAGUGCAAGACAAAUGAAGUAGGCGUCAUAGACCUCCUCACCAUCCUGGUUGGUUCAAAGUUCUUCAUGCGCGAGCUGGUAGCUACGUCAUCAACGUUUACAUGCCAUUCUGAAGUAGAAGACGCUCUCAGAUUUAUUGAUAAUUUAGUUGAAAUACUUCACCAAAUGCAUCAGCUGCUUCCGAACUUGUUCAACAACGCCCUUUCUCUGAUUAUCACCCUAAAGGAAAAAACAGAAGACAUACUUAUGACAUCUACAGAAGAACAACGGCAACGUGUCGUAAAAUUGUCAGGAAAGUUAUCAGAAAUGAGAGACAAUGUCAUGAAGGUAUUAGUGUCGUGUUCUCAAGAUGAUCCUCGGUUUCCGUUUGAGGGACAAGCCCCGCCAGACGACUUCCGUAACAUCAAAAUACUACCCAGAGUUGUGGAUAUCUUUUUAAGUUCUCGCGGUGCAUUUCUACGUAAAAAUAAAUCACGUGGUAGCUACGACGACCUGAAUCAUUACUUAGACGUCCAGUUCCGCCUAUUAAGAGAAGACUGCAUCUGGCCCUUACGCGAAGGCAUCACCCAGUACGUGCAAGAGACGAGCAAUGGAUGCCAUGUUCGCCGACUUCAGAACGGGAGGCUUUACAGGAAUGUAGAAGUAAAGAAACAUGGCCACCAUUUGGAAGGAGAACUAUUCGAAGUUACACUUGAUAGUCAACAUGCCCAGAACAUUUAUUGGGAGUCUUCCAAAAGACUUCUGCAUGGAUCUCUUCUUUGUUUCUCGGCCGAUAACUUCCGGACAAUGGAAUUGGCUGUAGUUGAAAGCCCGGACAGACAAAUGCUCGCUGAAUCAUACACCUUUCCUGUUAUAUUCCCCACUUUUGCCGAGAUUCAACUCAAUACUAAAUAUACAAUGAUUGAAUCUUCUGCUUUCUUCGAAAAGUACCGGCACGUUCUGGAAGGUCUGCAGAACAUAGAACAACUCCCGUUAGAACAAUAUAUCGUUGAUUGUGAAAACAGCAUAAUUCUACCUAGGUACCUGCGAAAGAAUUCUUCAAAAUACGACUUGGAGCCAAUUGCUUCCGGCCGACUCCUAACAACAGCAUUGGAUGCUAAAAGGAAAACAGAAAAUAUUCUUCAAGUUAGACUACAUGACCCUAUGAGCAGGUGGCCAACGGCUGAUGUUCUCCACCUCGACCAGUCCCAGUACGUAGCUUACCAUGCUGCCCUAACGCAGGAGUUUGUUCUUAUACAAGGUCCGCCAGGCACUGGAAAAACACAUGUUGGCAUCCAGAUUGUAAAAACUCUUCUGCAUAACAAAAACGUAUGGAGUCAUCCUUCCAAAACAGAACAGGCAGGUUUAUUAAAUACUAGACCAUUGGAAAUAAACUCAGAUCAAAAGAAUAACCAAUUGCUUGUAGUUUGUUUCACAAACCAUGCCCUCGAUCAAUUCCUGGAAGGAAUUGUUGGUUGUUUUGAAGGCGAAAACAAGGAGCUCUUGCAAAAUGAAAUUGUGCGAGUAGGCAGUCAAUGUAAAAAUCCUACAAUCGAGCCUUUCAACCUGAAGAAUCACAAAAAAGACCUUCACUGUGACUACACUAAACUUAAAAAGCUGAAAAAGACUGCAACCCAGCUACACACUCAACUGUUAACGAUUCAUAUCAGCUUACGAAACCUGCAAACCACAAUACUGGAAUUCGAGAUACUUAGGCCUGCCAUGUCGCAAAGGCACGCGAAUGCAUUUGUCUGUGAUACACCCCAUGCAUCAUCUCAGAAACUUUACCAGUGGCUACAGGCGGGAAAAGGCCCAUGGCUAAAAAAGGCCGGUCAAGCAUACAGGAAAUCACUUACAACAACAAAACAACCAAAGCAUGACCACGCCAAUCGACAAACUACAGUCAAUCAGGAUUGCAUAGACACAGAAGCCGAUAAAGCUGAAGAAGAGAGGCGUAUCGUCUACGACGACCUGCAUUUAGCAACCCAAGUGAAGAUUGGGCUUGAUAUCAAGGAGGAAAUUCAAAAUAUCCUGAAACCGAAACAUGAGUAUAUGCCACUAAUAGAUGACGCAUUGAAAUCAUUUUUGAAGCAGGAAGCAGACAUCACAUUGUCGGAGUUGUGUUCUGAAAAUAUGAUGAGAGCAAAGGAAGUCGAGUCACUCAAUGGUUGUCUGAACAAGCUCAAGCUAGGAAGACGAUGGAUGCUUUAUCGUUUCUGGGUUGACACAUACAAGAAAAUGCUACUUGAACAAAUGCCGCACGUAGAAAAAGAACACUUGCAAAUUAUGAAAGAUUACAAAAAUGAGAAAAAAGAAUAA